Messenger RNA from Talaromyces stipitatus ATCC 10500, 1089 nucleotides. RefSeq lists its product as uncharacterized. The record is from RefSeq and is a predicted model, not a curated record. The transcript is spliced from 4 exons. Lineage: Eukaryota; Fungi; Ascomycota; Eurotiomycetes; Eurotiales; Trichocomaceae. Bases 1 to 1089 code for a protein of 362 amino acids.
AUGAGCAAGGUAGAGCUAACCCAACGGAUGAUGGUUGGUUCUUCUCAGACUCCUACCUCUUCCAUUACCUUUUUUCCCAACUCCACGGGCCAUCAUCCUCACAGAUAUAGCUGGCUUGCGAGAAGCCUGAAGACAUCGUGCAUAAGUACGGGGAGUAUGCGCAUGAAGAUCCUAAGGGAGAAGGCAAAAUUGUGCUGGAUGAAUCAAUGCUGCCACAAAUCGACCAGAGUGGGAGUCUACGCGUUGUCCCACGACCAGAACCCACGACCAGAACUCUUAGAACAUUUUCUGUGUACUUUGCGCGAACAAUCAUACCCGGCCGUAAAUGAAGACCAGCACCUGGUAGUCUUGAUUUUCGGCCACGGAGAUCAAAUGACCUUUGGCGUGGCUCUUGGUGAAAACAAGCCGAAUCUACAUACUCAGGACGUCAAACGAGCUAUAAAACCCGGGACAUCUGUGACACUUUUCACGACUUUCGGACAAGCGGACAAGCAUCUUAAUGUGGGUGGGAUUACGGCAGCUGGCGAAGAGGAGAAGAGCGAAUCUCAACCCAUGAGUUCCAGUUUCGGUCGAGCCUGCGGGAGUAUGAUCGCGAGUGCUCUUUUACAUACCAGUAUUAUGACUGAGGAGGAGGAUUCAUGGAAUACUGCUGAUGUUCACAAUGACUCUACCUACGUCUCGUUUAAGCACUCCAUACUCUCUCCACCUCAAGCGUCGAAGCGGGAUACCUCUGUCAUAAAUGAAACUGCGCUGGGAUGCGCUGCGGACCGUGCCCACCGGACACUAUUAGGAGCCAGGAAGUUUACCGACAAGGAGCUUGAUGGCUUGCAUAAAGCCCUCAGAUACCGACUUGAUUAUCUUGACCUGGCCAACGAGUUUCCUAAAGUCAUGGGUGUGACCAAUGAGUCCUUCGACGCAUAUUCAUUUGAUAGGAACCAUUGGAAAAGAUCCGAAGAGGUAACAAAGCGUUUCUCAGAAGCCUUCCGGGUGCUGGUCGAGAAGUGUUUAGUAGAUCAUCCAGUUCAAGGUCAUCCUUGGAUCAAUCCGUCUCUCGGCCUGCCUAGCUACAUCGGGACUAAACCACGAUGA